This is a messenger RNA of Brassica napus (rape), 2189 nucleotides long. RefSeq lists its product as uncharacterized. Gene Ontology annotation, biological process: meristem development; meristem maintenance. The coding region runs from base 582 to 2189 and encodes 535 amino acids. Lineage: Eukaryota; Viridiplantae; Streptophyta; Magnoliopsida; Brassicales; Brassicaceae. The transcript has 3 exons. The record is from RefSeq and is a predicted model, not a curated record.
UUUUUUUUUUUUUUGAGAAACUAAAGAUGGUCACAAACUUGCUACCGAUAUGAUCUUCAGUAUCUUAAUUUCUGUAGAGAUCAAAUUCAGUAAUAAUAGUGUCGCUGAUGUUUAUCAAAAUACUUUUAUGUUAAAACGUUUCCUUUAUUUGAAAUGUAUUUCCCUUAUAUCUAUCUGUAUAUAAUUUAGUUUAGGAAACUCGUAAUUUUAUCAAGAAAAUCAUCUCAAUUUAAGUCGAUCGAUCGUCUUAUUCUUACUUUCAUGGACUUAUUAACGUACCAAGAAGAAUUUUAAAACGAAAAAAAGUUUACAUACAAACUGAAAACUCUGUUGCAGUUCUGUAGCCAUUAGAUGAACGUAGCCAAAUCUAUAACCGUUCAUAUGUGAAGUUCUGUUAUAAAGCGUUUAACUGUUUUUCUAAAAAUAGACGUUUAAACCGCUAAAGUCAGAGUCCGCCGUCGUUGGCCCUAACGUAGAUCGCAAGUUAUUAAAUUUUCUAGCUGUUCCACAUUUCUCUUUCUCCUUUAUCUAUUGUGAUAUACCCAGAUCGAUUCAAAGCCCAAGAAAAUUUCUCCGAUCAGAUGGAUUCUCGAGGUUCUUCAGAUCAAGACGAUGAACAUAUCGUCCAAGUUAGACAAGCUCUGAUGUGUCCCGACGGAGGAAGAUUCGAAGGUCUCCGAACGGCACGUUUCUUGAAUUACACAACAACCUCCAUAGAGGACGACGUUUUCGAGCUUCCUCUCGACGCCUUCGUGACGUCAGAACCAGAGAAACUCUCCUUCUCCGGAUGGGGCUCUCCCUCGGUGAAUUGGAUCGAGUGGGUGAACGCCAUGGCCGAGUCCAACGCCACGAUGUGGCGUAGAUCAGGAGUCUACGACGCGAUCAUGGCGUCGCGUUACCAGAUAACGAAGCAAGACGAUCUGAUGACGGCGCUGGUGGAGAAAUGGUGCAUAGAGACUAACUCCUUCGUGUUCCCUUGGGGAGAAGCGGCGGUGACGUUGGAGGAUAUGGUCGUUCUCGGUGGGUUCUCGGCUAUAGGGAACAACGUUUUGGCUUCGGUGAAACGAGACUCGAUGAAGUCUGUUGAGGAGAAGCUGAAGAGAGCGAAGCGUGAGAUUGAGGCGAGUUCGAUGAAGAGAUGUUGCGUUGGUUUGUGGAUGAAGGAGAUGAUGAACUCUGGGAAUGAGAUUGAGCAUGAGGCGUUCGUGAUUUCGUGGCUUUCACGUUUCGUCUUCCCUAAUUCAGGUGAUCUCGUGAGGGAGAAGCUCUUUGCUGCUGCGGUUCAGCUCGCUAGAGGUGUUAGGCUUGCGCUGGCUCCUGCGGUUCUUGCCGGGAUCUACAGCAGUCUUGGAGUUUUGAAGAAGCAACUUGUUGGUGGGUCCGGAGAGGAAGAGACGGUGGUUACUGCUACAUCCCCGUUUCAGUUUGUGCAAGUGUGGGCUUGGGAGAGGAUCAUAGACAUACGGCCACCAGGCCAGCCUAGCCAGCUAAAGCCUCACGAGCCAAGAAUGGCUCUAUGGCACCAUCACGGCGGUGGUCAAGAGGCAAACCAGAGUCUCAAAAGUAUCCGAACCGUUCUUGAUUCCGCCAAGGAGAGUUUCCAUCACCGUCCGUACACAAAACCUUUGAAGAACUUCAAGUUCCCUAAGUUCUACUUAGAAGAUGACUGUUGGGUGUCUUUGGAGGAUGAAGACAUUGUGGCGUUCGGCCGGUGUUUGAGAUGCUCUAAGCUGGUGGGUUUGAACUGCAUUGAGCCUUAUUAUCCUCACCGUGUAGCGUUGCAGUUUGGUUACGAUCAGGAUGUUCCUGGAGUAGUUCCCGUGGUGCUGACCGAGUCGCCGGAGCUGGCUUGGAAGGAUUAUAUAAGACCGAUUACAGAUGAAAUGAUUUACAUUCCGUCUAGGCUCCGGCGAGCUGAUGUUACGGUUAAGUAUAUAAGAUGGUGGAAACAGUCUGUUACUACUCUACAGGCCAUGGCUAAGAGAAGUACACAUAAGGUUCUGAAAGAGAAACCCACAGAGACAACAACUUCAACAACAACAAUGGUUAAAUCUUCUCCUCCUAGAACCUCUAAAACAGGAGGAGUAAAAUCAGAGUUGAAGGGAGGAACUUUAAAGACAGAGAGUGAUAAAAGCAGCUCUGCAAAGAGUUUCACAGUUGACAAAGACUCCAGGAAGAUCAGUGGAUGA